AUGAAUUAAUCUCUUUUCUCUUUUAACUUGAAAGCACUUUUACCUAUGGAAAAUUACUAAUUAAUACUUAAUGAGUAAACAAGAAUGAACAAAUACAUUCACAGUUAGAAUACUAUUUAGAUUAAGGAGUUGGAUUUAGAAUAAAUGACGAGAAGAAAAAGUUGUCAUUGUGGUCAAUGUGGGGCUCAAAGUUAAUUUUAGUUCAAAACGAUGAAUAUUCCUCUUAAGGUUAGGGAAAUACCAAAAGAGCAGGAAUUUAAUAUACCUGAGUUAAUAAUAACAAAACCAGAAUCUAGAAUGAGUACCUUCUAUAAAAAAUCUUCUUUUAAGAAUUUGCAAAUCUUAGAAUCUAAAGAUUAACCAAAUAACACUUAAUUGUCCUUAAAUAUUCAUGGUCUUAAACGAGCUUAUAAUAGAUAAAAUACAUUAUUGAAAUUAAUAACAGAUGGACAAGAAAGGUCUAAAAGAAGAGACAGCAGUGGAUUAUUUUCAUCAUCUGAGUUCCAAUCUUUAAAUUCUUUGAAAUCUUUGAAUAUUACAACAAGUCCUACACAUUCAUUCUUAUAGAAUCAAAAGAACUCGAUUUAGCCUAAAAGUCCUUUAAGUCUAUUUUCUCCUAAAAGAAGACAUAAAUAGAUUGAUAACAAAUUCUUAAGUGCAACCAAUAAAAGGAAUUAUAAUACUUAUAUGAUAAAUUCGAAUAAAUAAUUAUUGAUCAAACCAUUAAAGUUAUAAACUUCGCUUUCCACCCUUGGAAGUUCAUUUCCAAAACUAAAUAACAAAAAAUAUGAUUAUAAAUAGAAUACAAAUUGA
This is a messenger RNA of Paramecium tetraurelia, 813 nucleotides long. RefSeq lists its product as uncharacterized. The transcript has 3 exons. The record is from RefSeq and is a predicted model, not a curated record. Lineage: Eukaryota; Ciliophora; Oligohymenophorea; Peniculida; Parameciidae.